Rubroshorea leprosula is the source of this 1288-nucleotide messenger RNA. The record is from the annotation of a GenBank genome assembly. NCBI's taxonomy places the organism in Eukaryota, Viridiplantae, Streptophyta, Magnoliopsida, Malvales, Dipterocarpaceae.
CAAAAGAAAGAAACCGUAAUCUGACUGUGAGGGAGGAAAGAGAAAGUGAGUCUGUUUGGAGACGAAACGGGAAAUGGCAAUUCCCGUCUGCAGGGCUCUGGUUCCCGAUUCUCACCCAACUUGCUUUUCCAAUCUAUCAAACGGAACUUCAUUUCCGAAGAAAAGGAGCUUGCUUUUCUGUACUUCAUCAUCACAACUAUAUCCAGUCCGGUCUGAAGUGUGCUUCUGUGUUGGAACUCACCUCAUUCCGCACCCCAACAAGGUGGAGAGAGGUGGGGAGGAUGCUUUGUUUGUUAGCAGCUAUAAUGGAGGAAUCAUUGCUGUUGCUGAUGGUGUUUCCGGUUGGGCUGAAGAAAAUGUGGAUCCUUCAGUAUUCCCUCGGGAGUUGAUGGCUAAUGCUUCAAGUCUGGUGCAGGACGAGGAGGUCAAUUAUGAUCCACAAAUUCUAAUAAAGAAAGCACAUGCUGCUACAUCUUCCAUCGGCUCAGCUACAGUUAUUGUUGCCAUGCUAGAGAGGAAUGGAAUACUGAAGAUUGCCAAUGUUGGUGAUUGUGGACUAAAGGUUAUCCGUGAAGGACGAAUACUCUUUUCCACGUCUCCACAAGAACAUUACUUUGACUGUCCCUAUCAAUUAAGCUCAGAGAUGGUUGGCCAAACAUACCUUGAUGCUAUGGUUAGCAGGAUGGAGUUGAUGGAAGGAGACACCAUUGUAAUGGGUUCAGAUGGGCUCUUUGACAAUGUCUUUGAUCAAGAAAUUGUCUCAACAUUGAAAACACAUGGUGAUGAUGUUGCUGAGGCUGCAAAGGCAUUAGCUGAUCUAGCUAGAAAUCAUUCACUGGAUUCAACAUUUGACUCACCCUAUUCAUUGGAGGCAAGAUCCAAGGGUUUUGAGGUUCCUUUUUGGAAGAAACUUCUUGGGAUGAAACUAACAGGUGGAAAGCUUGACGAUGUCACUGUGAUUGUUGGUCAGGUGGUGAGCUCAUCCAACAUUAAUGUCCUGGAUGAGAUUACGGGGAUAUGAAGACAAGAAUGAGCACUCUACAGUUGAUGCCAAAUUUUCUUGUCAUUCAUACUUCUUGUAGUAGAAAAAUGUUGUAUUAUUCAAAUUCACCUUGUAAAAAACAGGGUGAAAAUCUACAUGGAUUAUUUAUGAAAAAGUGAAAAGUUACAAAAUAUUAUUUCGUUGGAAAAUGACAUGCUGAAAUGAGGAGAGAAAUUUCAUGAUUUACUCUUUUCAUUUAUUUAGAUGGGUAUUAGGAUUUCACAUGCAUAAAUUUUUUGAUGCUAU